Molecule: messenger RNA, 1650 nt
Organism: Mangifera indica (mango)
Lineage: Eukaryota; Viridiplantae; Streptophyta; Magnoliopsida; Sapindales; Anacardiaceae
Product: cytochrome P450 83B1-like
Exons: 2
Coding region: 4-1494 (496 amino acids)
Molecular function (GO): iron ion binding; heme binding; monooxygenase activity
Source: RefSeq, a predicted model, not a curated record
GAAAUGGCGUUGCUAAUCAUUCUCCUAUCUCUUCCCAUCUUCCUCUUGCUUCUUUUCCAAAGAUACAGACCAACCAAAAAUGUCCACAGGCCACCUGGCCCUCGAGGUCUUCCAUUAAUUGGUAACUUGCAUCAAUUUGAGAACUCAAACCCUCAACGGUAUCUUUGGAAUCUCUCUAAACAGUAUGGCCCUCUUAUGUCUUUAAGACUUGGUUUCGUGCCAACCUUGAUUGUAUCCUCCGCAAAAAUGGCGAAAGAGGUCUUAAAAACCCAUGAUCUUAUAUUUUGUAACAGGCCUUCUUUGCUCGGUCAACAGGUGUUAUCUUACCGCGGCGUAGACUUAGCUUUUGCACCAUACAGUGAUUACUGGAGAGAGAUGAGGAAAAUAUGCGUUGUUCAUCUCUUCAAUUCCAACAGAGUGCAACAGUUUCGUCCGAUUCGAGAAGAUGAAGUCUCCCGUAUGAUUGAGAAAAUAAUGAAAUCAGUUGCUGCUUCUAAACUUGUCAACUUAAGUGAGUUAAUGAUGUCGCUUACCAGCACCAUUACUUGCAGAGUUGCUUUUGGCAAGAGAAAUGAAGAUGAAGGAGCUGAAAGAAGCAGAUUUCAUACACUGCUUAAUGAAACACAGGCUAUGUUUGGAAGCUUCUUCUACUCAGAUUAUAUCCCUUUUCUGGGCUGGGUUGAUAAACUCACUGGUAUGAUCAGUCGUCUGCAGAAGAACUUCAACGAAUUUGAUAAAUUUUAUGAUGAACUUCUUGCCGAGCAUCUGGAUCCAAAGAGACCAAAGAGUUCCCAGGAGGAUAUAAUUGACGUUUUGCUCCAAAUUCGGAAAGAACGUGGGUUUAAAAUUGAUCUUACAUGGGAUCAAAUUAAAGGAGUGCUCAUGAACGUUUUUGUUGGUGGCACAGACACAGGUGCAGCUACGGUGAUAUGGGCGAUGACCUACCUAAUGAAGAAUCCUGGAGCCAUGAAAAAACUUCAAGAAGAAAUCAGAAACAAAAUUGGUGACAAAGGUUUCGUAAAUGAAGAUGAUGUUCAGAGAUUCCCUUAUCUUAAAGCUGUAGUGAAAGAGACAAUGAGAUUGCAACCAACUGUUCCAUUGCUAGUCCCAAGAGAAACGACAGAAAAUUGCAGGCUGAAUGGAUACGAAAUACCACCUAAAACAAUGGUUUAUGUGAACGCAUGGGCGGUAGGAAGAGACCCUGAAGCUUGGGAAAAGCCAGAAGAAUUUAAUCCAGAUAGAUUCAAUGGCAGUUCCAUUGAUCUGAAAGGACAAAACUUUGAGUUAAUACCAUUUGGUGGAGGCCGAAGAAUUUGUCCAGGGAUAUAUAUGGGACUUGCAAUCGUGGAGCUUGUUCUUGCAAAUCUUGUUUACAAAUUUGACUGGGAAAUGCCAACUACAAUGAUGAAGGAAGAGUUAGACUUUGAUGUUUUGCCUGGCGUUACCAUGCAUAAGAAGACUCCUCUCCGGCUUAUGGCUAGGAACCAUGUAUGAAUAAGAAUUGAUCAAAUUAGAGAGCAGCUUAUUUGAGGUAUGUUAUGUAAUUUACAUCCUUUAAUGAUCUAUAUUUCACCGUAUUUGCACACAUGAUGUGUCAGUACUCAGUAAUAACAAGUCAACUUAUGUUUCCAAUUGAUCGUAGAUAUUUCA